CAGACAGACUUUUUUCAGUCACAACUGAAAUCUGAAAAAUAGGAACAUGGCAUACCAGCAACCAGCAGUACCAUCAUGUCCGGCACAAGCAAGCUAUUGUGUGCCAUACAAAACCAUGAUCAGUGGAGGAUUGCAGCCUGGUAAAUGUAUUUCAAUUGAAGGUGUAAUUAAUCCUCAAGCUUGCAGGUUCGUCAUUAACCUGCGUCACAGAAGUGGGAUUGCCUUUCAUUACAAUCCUCGUUUUGAUGAGAACUGGGUUGUGCGCAAUACCUUAACAUUGGAGAAGUGGGGUCCAGAAGAGUGCUCUGGCGGCAUGCCAUUUUACAAGGGACAAACCUUCCAGAUCAUCAUCUCCUGCAAUCCCUAUCAUUACAAUGUGUUUGCCAAUGGGAUGCAAGUGCAUACUUACAACCACCGCUUCACCAACUUGGGAGAGAUUGAUAUUUUGGAAGUGACUGGUGACCUUUACUUGACUGCUGUACAUGUUUAGCAAAAUCUUUACCAAAGAUGAUCUUACCCUUUUUAUAUAAACCAAUCAGUCAGUAAAGUCUGUGGAUUGCUAUGGAAAUUGUAUGGUUUGUAUUAGUUAUAUGAUCAUAAAGAAUGAAAUGUAAUCUUUCAAAAUUAACCAGGUUUUACUGUUAUUUUUUUUAUUACAACUUUUGGACCAGAACACUUUGAACCAUGACACCUAGUUAAUUGAUUUUUUUUUCUUUGAUUGAUUUUCUUUCUCUGAUGCUAUAUAUCUGAAGUAAUUCUAGUUUGUUCUAUUGUGUCAUUCCUAGUGAUGAUUGUCAAUUUAUUUUCCCAAUUAACAGUAAUGGCAACAAUUAUUACAUGAACCCCUCACUUAUAACUUGAUCAAAAAUAACAGGAAAAUCUCAAAAGAUGAAAACAAAAGUAAAUUAUAUUUUAAAUUAGAAACACAGGCACAAAUUUCAACAAUGUAAUGCAGCUUGAAUACAUCAAUAUAUUCAUGAAUAAAAUGUAAAUUCCCUGCA
Messenger RNA from Silurus meridionalis, 1001 nucleotides. RefSeq names its product galectin-5-like. The record is from RefSeq and is a predicted model, not a curated record. The transcript is spliced from 5 exons. Bases 47 to 490 code for a protein of 147 amino acids. Gene Ontology annotation, biological process: negative regulation of CD4-positive, alpha-beta T cell proliferation; negative regulation of type II interferon production; positive regulation of gene expression. Lineage: Eukaryota; Metazoa; Chordata; Actinopteri; Siluriformes; Siluridae. Gene Ontology annotation, molecular function: galactoside binding; carbohydrate binding. Gene Ontology annotation, cellular component: nucleus; cytosol.